Pocillopora verrucosa is the source of this 484-nucleotide messenger RNA. The record is from RefSeq and is a predicted model, not a curated record. Lineage: Eukaryota; Metazoa; Cnidaria; Anthozoa; Scleractinia; Pocilloporidae.
UAUAUCACGUACUCUUUUACUCUGGAUUUUGCUGCUGGACCAGUAACUUACGUUUUCGUUCAAAAUGGCGGACGACGAUUUGGAAGGGUAUGAUGAUGACCUCGAUGAGGUCGAAGAAGAAGACCACUUUGAAGAUGUAGAUGACUUAGAGCCAACAGAAGACACAGAUAAUAUUGACAUUUUGCCCACAACAGAAGAAAGCCAAGAACCAACAAAAAGAAUCACAACACCAUAUAUGACAAAAUAUGAGAGAGCAAGAGUAUUAGGAACUAGAGCUCUACAGAUAAGUAUGGGUGCCCCUGUUAUGGUGGAACUUGAAGGUCAGACAGAUCCUCUACAGAUAGCCAUGAAGGAACUCAAAGCAACAAACAUCCCCAGACAAAAGCCACAAAGACUGGGCGAUAGAUGAAUUUAUCAUCACAGAAUAAAACUGCAUUGGCGGUAGUUUAGUUGUCAGCAGUUAUUUUAUGUUUUUGAUGUGCUU